Messenger RNA from Durotheca rogersii, 1385 nucleotides. RefSeq names its product FAD/NAD(P)-binding domain-containing protein. Bases 151 to 1380 code for a protein of 409 amino acids. Gene Ontology annotation, molecular function: oxidoreductase activity. NCBI's taxonomy places the organism in Eukaryota, Fungi, Ascomycota, Sordariomycetes, Xylariales, Xylariaceae. The record is from RefSeq and is a predicted model, not a curated record. The transcript has 3 exons.
GCGCCUCUCCCCCUCCCCUACCCCAUAUCGUGUCCCAGUACGGGCAGCUAGAACGACGUCGCGGCUCCAAGGACGCUGUCGUCGACUCCCAAGGUUUACACACAUAUACCACAGGCAUAUAGGCGUAUAUAUAUAUCCCACACCGUCAUCAUGAAGAACGUUCUCGCCCUGGGCGCCGCCGCCCUGCCCCUGCUAUGCCUCGCGGGGGCCGCCGCCGUCGCGCCUCGCGACGAGCCCACCUACGACGCCGUCAUCAUCGGGGGCGGCCCGUCCGGGCUCAGCGCCCUCAGCGGCCUCGCCCGCGUGCGGCGCAACGUCCUGCUCAUCGACUCGGGCGAGUACCGCAACGGGCCCACGCGGCACAUGCACGACGUCAUCGGCUUCGACGGCGUCACACCCGCGUACUACCGCUGGGCUGCGCGGCAGCAGCUCUCGCACUACGGCACCGUGUCCGCGAUCAACGGCACCGUGACGAGCGUCGAGCCGGUCCCCGGCGACGGCGGCAGCAGCGGCGCCGAGACGCUGUUCCGGGUCCUGACGACGUUCGCGAACGGGACGGCGGGCGCGGUCGGGGCGCGCAAGGUGGUGCUCGCGACGGGGCUGCGGGACUUGCUGCCGGCGACGCCGGGCAUCGCGGAGAACUGGGGCAAGGGCAUCUUCUGGUGCCCGUGGUGCGACGGGCACGAGCACGCCGACCAGGCGCUGGGGCUGCUGGCGCCGCUGCGCGAGGCCGCCGGGCUGGUGCGCGAGAUCGCCACGCUCAACUCCGACUUCGUCGCGCUCGUCAACGGCACCGACACCCCGGCCCAGCGCGCCGCCGCCGACGCCUCCUUCCCCGGCUGGGAGCGCUACCUCGCGCUGCACAACGCGACCGUCGAGAACCGCACCAUCGCUAGCGUCACGCGCCUGCGCGACGGCGGCGCCGACCCCGCCGACCCCAGCCUGCCCACCGCCCCCGAGCUCGACCGCUUCCGCAUCGACUUCGUGGGCGGCGGCCCCAGCGUCGAGCGCGACGCCUUCUUCACCAGCUUCCCCGACGAGCAGCGCUCCGACGUCGGCCCCGCCCUCGGCGUCCAGCUCUGGGGCGGCCGCCUCGCCGUCGACCCCACCCGCGGCCUCGUCACCAACGUGCUCGGCGUCUACGCUGUCGGCGACGCCAACUCCGACAACGUCACCAACGUUCCCCACGCGCUCUUCACCGGCAAGCGAACGGCCGUGUACCUUCACGUCCAACUCGCCCGGGAGGAGGCCGCCCGGGAGCUGGCCGCUAGUAAUGGGACGGUCCUGGCUACCCGCGCAGCCGCAGAGCUGGACCCACGCGCCAUCUGGGAGCAGAUGAACCCGCGGGGGCUUCUGUACGCCGGCGAGUUCGAUCAGUAGGUAUA